This is a messenger RNA of Nymphaea colorata (pocket water lily), 5228 nucleotides long. Its product is annotated as pentatricopeptide repeat-containing protein At3g06920. Bases 204 to 2981 code for a protein of 925 amino acids. Gene Ontology annotation, molecular function: protein binding. NCBI's taxonomy places the organism in Eukaryota, Viridiplantae, Streptophyta, Magnoliopsida, Nymphaeales, Nymphaeaceae. The record is from RefSeq and is a predicted model, not a curated record. The transcript has 7 exons.
UCGGCCUCUGAACUGGACAUGUGCUGCAUUUGACUGAGGUCCGUCCCACAAAUUGGAAAUGCUGCAACCAAGGUCUUCCUAUAAAAAGUGACAAAACUCGUCGCCCUGUUCCGGAACGACCGUCUAGGGCUUCUUCUGCUCUCCGUCUCUCUCUCUCUCGUCCACGAUGGGACGAGUAGUUCUGAAGAUGCUGAGUUUCUGACAUGUGUUUUGAAGAUACUUAUGUAUGCUUCUGCUUGUCUGCAGAGAUGAGCUUCCAUUCUACAUGCCAUUUUUUGGCACUCUAUGAAGUCAUGCCUGCAGAGAUAAGUUUUUGGCCCAGAUGCCAUUGUUCAAGAAUUUCAGCUCUUUUUAAACAGUUCUCUUGCGCAUCUAGAGGUCCAAUUCAAUUGGCUAGUAGAUGUAGCUUUGUACAAAGUAAUAAGCCGAGGAAUUACUCAGUAGAAAGUCAGCAAAGUGCAGAUUCCAGUGUAAAUGGAAUAUGUCGGAUUUUGGAGAAUAACAUCUGGAAUGGUGAAAUGGAGGAUGCCCUUUCUGCAAUUGAUCACAAAUCUCAGCCAGGAUAUAUUGUUGCUGUGCUCAGGAGGCAGAAGGAUGCACAUCUGGCUCUACGUUAUUUUCGGUGGACAGAGCAGAAGAUUGGUCAGUCGCAUCCACCUGAAGCAUAUAAUUCACUUCUCGUGAUUAUGGCUAAAAGUAGGAAUUACAAUGAUUUAGAACAUAUUCUGGAAGAAAUGAGCCUUGCUGGAUAUGGACCGGCUAAUAAUGUAUGUAUAGAAUUGGUUACAAAUAUGAUAAAAUCUAGUCAACUUGCAAAUGCUGUCAAUUUGAUAAAUACCAUGCGUAGAUUAAAGUUCCGCCCUCCCUUUUCGGCAUACACUACAUUAAUUGGUGCUCUUUCUGAUGCUCGUGAGCCUGAUCUUGCACUGGGUAUGUUCCAUCAGAUGCAAGAGAUAGGCUAUGAAGUUGGUAUCCAUUUGUUUACUAACAUGGUUCGUAUAUUUGCAAAGGAAGGCAGACUGGAUGCUGCUCUUUCUUUGUUGGAUGAAAUGAAGAGCAAUAAUUUUGAUGCAGAUGUAGUUCUGUAUAAUGUUUGUAUUGAUUGCUUUGGUAAGGUUGGAAAAGUUGAUAUGGCAUGGAAAUUCUUUCAUGAGAUGAAAGCCCAAGAUCUCAUGCCUGAUGAUGUGACAUACUCGAGCAUGAUUGGUGUCCUCUGCAAGGCACAACGACUUGAUGAGGCUGUUGACUUAUUUGAGCAAAUGGAACUCAAUAGGAAAGUACCAUGUGCAUAUGCAUACACCACCAUGAUUAUGGGUUAUGGUUCUGCUGGCAGGUUUGAGGAUGCUUACAGAUUACUUGAGAGGCAGAGAGAGAAAGGAUGCAUACCUAAUGUUAUUGCAUACAAUUCUAUUCUUACAUGCCUAGGGAAAAUGGGUAAGGUUGAAGAGGCUUGUAAGCUUUUUGAGGAUAUGAAGAAGGAUGCAGAACCUAAUAUUUCAACGUAUAACAUUCUUAUGGAGAUGUUAUGCAGGACAGGAAAAAUGAUGAUGGUAGACAAAGUUAAGGAUAUGAUGGAAGCAGCAGGUUUAUUCCCAAAUACAAGGACCAUAAAUAUCAUGAUUGAUAGGUUGUGCAAAGCACAAAAGCUUGAUGAAGCUUUGGGAAUCUUCAAUAACAUGGAGAAAAUGGGGUGUAUGCCCAACUCAGUGACAUUUUGCUCUCUUAUAGAUGGUUUGGGAAGAAACAGCCGUGUAGAUGAAUCAUAUAGACUGUUUGAGAGGAUGCUGGAUGCAGAUCUGGAACCAAAUGUUGUGGUCUAUACAUCACUCAUUAGAAGCUUCUUCAAAUGUGGCAGAAAGGAUGACGGGCAUAAGAUUUUUAAGGAAAUGGCAAGAAGAGGUUGUGCCGCAGAUUUAACACUUUAUAAUACUUAUAUGGAUUGUGUUUUUAAGUCUGGUGAAACUGAAAAAGGACGCUCUAUUUUUGAAGAAAUAAAAGCAAAGGGGUUUGUUCCUGAUGCAAGGAGCUACUCUAUACUCAUUCAUGGUCUUAUAAAAGCUGGCCAUGCAAGAGAAACUUAUGAGUUGUUUUAUGCCAUGAAAGAACAGGGAUGUGUUUUAGAUACCCUAGCUUAUAACACUGCAAUAGAUGGUUUCUGCAAAUCUGGGAAGGUAAACAAGGCUUACCAGCUUCUUGAAGAGAUGAAGUCUAAUGGACACACACCCACAAUGGUUACAUAUGGAUCUGUUAUUGAUGGUCUGGCCAAGAUUGAUAGGCUUGAUGAAGCAUACAUGCUUUUUGAAGAAGCCAAGGCAAAAGGAGUGCCGUUGAAUGUUAUUGUUUAUAGUAGCCUGGUAGAUGGAUUCGGAAAGGUUGGAAGGAUAGAUGAAGCAUAUCUGAUCAUGGAAGAAAUGAUGCAGAAGGAUCUGGUUCCAAAUGUUUAUACAUGGAACUGCCUUCUUGAUGCAUUAGUAAAGGCAGAAGAAAUCAAUGAAGCACUUGUUUGUUUUCAGUCCAUGAAGGACUUGAAAUGUAGUCCCAAUGUCCACACUUACAGCAUUCUAAUAAAUGGACUCUGUCGGGUCCGGAAAUUCAAUAAAGCAUUUGUCUUUUGGCAAGAGAUGCAAAAGGAAGGCCAUUCUCCGGGCCUAAUUACCUAUACAACAAUGAUUUCUGGUCUUGCAAGGGCAGGAAAUGUAGUAGCAGCUAAUGAGUUGUUCCAGAGAUUCAAGGCAAAAGGUGGAAUACCUGAUGCUGCCUGUUACAAUGCUUUAAUAACUGGCUUAAGUAAUGCAGACAGAGCAAUGGAUGCAUACCGAGUAUUUGAAGAAAUGCGACAGAAAGGAUGUACUGCAAGCAUAAAGAGUUGUGUCAUUCUUUUAGAUGCUCUGCAUAAGGCUGACAACCUGGAACAAGCAGCCAUUGUGGGAGCUGUCUUAAAGGAGACGGCAAAAUCUCAGCAUGCUGCGAAAUCCUUAUAAAUAUAAUAAAAUUGGUUGAGAUUGGGGGUACAAUACACUGUUCAGCCUAACUGAGUAUUCUCUUGGAACAUCUGACAUGCAAUCGGGUGUUUGUCUAUUAUUCUUUUUGCUUCAGAGUACAACAUCUGAUAUUACAUAAUCCACAGCUACUAGUAGUCCAACUUUCUGGCAAGUAUAUUUGUUGUGUUUUUUACAUUUAUUAAGAAAAUCAUAGUCGUUUUUAUGUGAUGGUUCUCUUGUUCUUUGAAAUUCAUUUGCAACAAAGCCUAAUGGAUAGCAUAGGGCUUGAUACUUGAUAGAUCUGUUUGAUGAGAUUUUCAUUGUUGUUUUGGUUAAGGGUCAUGAGAAAAUGGAUAUGUAUAUGCCUGUCCUUGAUCAUCAUGUACUUUGUGACUAGCCUUCAUACAGCGAAGUGGGGCAGGAUGUACUUUAAAGCUUGUAUGGCCCAUUUUUCCUUUCCCACUUCACAUAAAGGAGGGGGAAAAAUUAUAGUAUUCUUGUAUGGCUUCAAGCUCGAUUUCUCUGGCCCUUAACUAUUAGAAAGAAAUGGAAUAAUACUCUUCAUUUGGUUUUGAUGUUGAUAGUUUUUUAAUUGCCCCUUCUUGCAUCUUAUCUUGUAUGAAGCCUUAUUGGACUAUUGGUAAAUCUUCUUGUCUUUCAGAAGGUUUUACUCUCUCCUUUGUUGCAAGUAAUUUCAUCUGUUUUGUCUAUUAAUGAUUAUUCACCAAAUAACUAUUUAUUCAGAUAAUAUGCAUUCAACCUUUGGAUUGAGAUAGAUACGAGCACCAGAAAUCAGAAACCAAAAGAGUAACUCCGCAUGUUGAAUUACAAAAGGGUGAUUUUCAGAAGCUGAGGCACAUGUUGCUGGGGCACAUAAAACAAUUUCAAACAGAUGGCCCUAAAAAAUUUCCUGAGUACAAUGAUUUUGUGGCAAAAAUUCAGAAUGUUAUGCAUUUUUACUACCCUUUUGAUAACCUUUUUGUGUGUCUCGUUAAAUUGUAUAGGACUAUCAAGUAUCAACAAGUUGCUGGAGAUUGGGCUUUUGCAGUUACUAUUUUGGAUUCAUUUUUGUCAGUAUAAUCGACAUUGCACAUCAAACGUUAUAGCAAGCCAGAAAGUAACUUCAUGUCUUCAUCACCAGGACUGAAACUGAUCUGCAUGGACUAUAGGGAGCAAGAUGUCCAGCCUUUAUGUGACUAUAGGGAGCAAGAUGGACCUUUAUGUGCUGCAGCCUUUCCACCGUGGGAAGAUCUGGGAGAGGUGUUCUUAAUAGUAUAAAACAGAAUAGUGUAAGGAGUCUAAAAUGCCUUUAAGAGGACUGUGGGAUCUCAGAUACAUAAGUCAUCAAAGAAGCUAGCCCUGGUGAAGUAGUGUAGAUCAUCACAGAUAAUGCUGCUAUCUGCAAUUUUGGGUUGUGGACACAGAAGAAUUCAAUUUUGAAGUGGAAUGUAACCUACGUACUGCUAACAUGGGUUUAGCUGAUCUUAUGAUUUGUUCUUCUGAUGUUUGCUGAUGACUCUGAGAGCAUGGAAGAUAGUCAAAAUAUCGAUGAGACAACAAAAGAAUCAUCAAUAUGAUUAUGAUGAAGAGGAUACAGCGACAAUCCUGACGGCCUUCAUUUGUUGGUCAACUUGGUUGUUUGUACAGUAUUCAGUCCUUAUGGCUGCUAACAUGCAAACUCAUGCAAUUUUGAAUCCAACAUGAGUCCCUGUGUAAUCAGCAAUAGUCUCUAACUUUCCACAGUAAAGUACUGGGGAUGGAAAUUCAAAAAAAGGAGCAUUUUGCUGAUAGCAAGUUCGAAGAGGAAACUUUAUUUAGGUGUUGUGAUUGAAUUGCCGAUAUCUUAAUGCUUUCUGUGUUCCACCUAUUAUUCCAUUCCAAAGGAAUCCUCAAUCGCUGUUGUGACUUCAUAAAUCCCACUAUAAGUUUGCGGGGAAUGGUCCUAUGGUACUUCAAGGUCGCCUUCAUGUUGAAGUAUCAAAUCCAGAGCCGCACAAGCUCAUACAGCCGGGGCAUCCUUAUUCAAUUAGCAUUCUGGGACGUUCAUCACUGAGAUUGGUAUUUGGCAACUGAUAUUGGUGUGUAGCAGUUUAUUUAGAAAAUGCUGCAAUCUGAAAUGUAAUUGGUUCUGUCUGUGUUGGUGAUCUAUACGUUACAGAAGAUCAAUAUAGAUCUCAAAAUAAUGCCAUUAUGUCCACUAAUAUGGUUGGUUGGAUAAAUGAACCAGGUUUCUGGGAUUUGAUUCUA